Messenger RNA from Diachasmimorpha longicaudata, 603 nucleotides. RefSeq lists its product as uncharacterized. The transcript is spliced from 3 exons. The record is from RefSeq and is a predicted model, not a curated record. Lineage: Eukaryota; Metazoa; Arthropoda; Insecta; Hymenoptera; Braconidae. The coding region runs from base 1 to 603 and encodes 200 amino acids.
AUGAGAUGGCGUAGAACAUUCGAGGAUCUUGACCUUUUGGCAUUGAGUCUUAGAGAGAAACUCUUACAAAAAUGUAUAAAUCGUACUACCGGUCAAAUGACCGUUCGUGGUAGUUUGCGAGACACUGAUCUAGACGAACACCUUAAAUUAUUAUCAAUUCUGUUGGAGGUCCUACGAGAAGCAAAAUUGACAAUCAAUCGAGAAAAGAGCAGUUUCGCGUGUCGGAGUGUUAAGUAUCUCGGAUACAUUAUUAAUGAACACGGGAUGCGGCCGGACCCCGGGAAAAUUCAACCAAUAACUAAUUAUCCUGUGCCGCGCGAUCGCACUCAGCUUCGGCAAUUCAACGGAAUGGUUAACUGGUACCAUCGACACUUGAAAAGUAUUGCUAAGGUCCAAGGACCAUUAAAUAAAUUAACAAGUCCUAAACAUCCAUGGCGAUGGACUGAUGACGAACAGAAAGCUUUUGAUGAAGUGAAACAAUCUCUGAUAGUCAUUCCGCGCUUGUGCGUGCCGGUCCCGGGUCAACCGUUUAUCCUGUAUACAGACGCUAGUGAUUUUGGAUCAGGGGCAAUACUAGUACAGAAGGACCUGGAGACAGAUUAA